Molecule: messenger RNA, 1743 nt
Organism: Lathyrus sativus (Indian pea)
Lineage: Eukaryota; Viridiplantae; Streptophyta; Magnoliopsida; Fabales; Fabaceae
Source: the annotation of a GenBank genome assembly
AUGCCGCCGGAUUUCUCCGAACUAGACGGUGAUACUGAUAUUGAGUUCGCCGAAAUUGAUCCAACCAGUCGAUAUGGCCGGUACAAGGAAGUUUUAGGGAAGGGGGCUUUCAAGAAAGUAUACCGAGCUUUUGAUGAAUUGGAAGGAAUUGAAGUGGCUUGGAAUCAGGUUAAGGUGUCUGAUCUAUUGCGGAAUUCUGAGGAUUUGGAGCGGCUUUAUUCUGAAGUUCAUUUGCUUAAGACUUUGAAGCAUAAGAAUAUUAUUAAAUUUUAUAAUUCAUGGGUUGACACCAAGAGUGAGAAUAUUAAUUUCAUUACUGAAAUUUUCACAUCCGGAACAUUGCGCCAAUACCGGAAGAAACAUAAGCAUGUUGAUUUGAGAGCUUUGAAGAAAUGGUCUAGACAGAUUUUGGAGGGCCUUUCAUAUCUUCAUAGUCAUAAUCCACCCGUUAUUCAUAGAGACCUUAAGUGUGAUAACAUUUUUGUCAAUGGGAAUCAAGGGGAGGUGAAAAUUGGUGAUUUAGGGUUGGCUGCCAUUCUUCAACAGGCCAGUUCAGCUCACAGUGUUAUAGGUACCCCAGAGUUUAUGGCCCCGGAACUUUAUGAAGAGGAGUACAAUGAGCUUGUUGACAUAUAUGCUUUUGGCAUGUGCUUGCUAGAGUUGGUAACUGUUGAGUACCCGUAUGUUGAAUGUGCUAAUGCUGCUCAAAUUUACAAGAAAGUGACAUCUGGAAUAAAGCCAGCAUCAUUGGCAAAAGUAAAUGAUCCUGAAGUUAGAGCCUUUAUAGAAAAGUGUAUUGCUCAUGUAUCACAACGGUUGCCUGCAAAGACUCUCUUGAUGGAUCCCUUCCUUCAGUCAGAUUUUGACGGCGACAGUGUCGGUCGAUCUUCGAGAUCUAGAACCCAGCAUUCAGGAAAUAAGUUUGAUGAUCUACCCCGUGCAAAAAGUGACAAGGAUAACUCUGUUGAGGCAAAUAGGGAAUUCACUGUGGAAGGCCAGAGGAGAGAUGUUAAUACAAUAUUUUUAAAACUACGAAUUGCUGAUUCCUCAGGCCAUAUUCGAAAUAUCCAUUUCCCUUUCGAUAUUGGAGCAGACACUUCAGUCGCUGUUGCCAGUGAAAUGGUUGAGGAGUUGGAGCUUAGUGAUCAUGAUGUUUCAACCAUUGCAAUGACAAUUGACUCAGAAAUUCGAUACCACAUCCCUAGCUGGAGCCCUAGUGAAAUUCCCGACAAUAGCUCUUAUCCCACUGUAACUAUGCCCGAGGCUUCUCCCAGAGUAACUGAUUCUCCUGGCAGCCUUGCUUUGGAAAUAUUACCUUCAGGUCGUAAGUACUGGUCAGACUCACCUAAGGGUGUUGGUGGAAGCUCUCCAUGUCUGCGCAGUGCUUCAAAUUUCUCUCAUGAAGUGGAUGUGUUUGCUGAGGCAGGCGCCUUGUUUGCAAAUAGUGCGGAGAAGGAACGCGAUGGGACUGCUGAUUCCCCUUCCAGUGAAAGAAGUUUUACAUCGGAGCAUUUUGAAGCCGCUGGUGAAAUGUCCUUUCAAGAAGAAACAUCUGAAACAGAAGACAUCGGUAAAAUAGCAUCAAAGCUGGAAACUUUAUUGGGUAUGCAGAGAGAGGAGUUAGAGGAACUGAAGAAGAAGCACCAAGUAGCUGUGUCAGAUUUUUUGAAUGAAUUUUCUCCAGAAAUUUCCCUACAGCUUCUAAAUAUAUGCAACCUGCAUAUGCCUGAAAGUGAAGUGUAA